Molecule: messenger RNA, 4567 nt
Organism: Nyctereutes procyonoides (raccoon dog)
Lineage: Eukaryota; Metazoa; Chordata; Mammalia; Carnivora; Canidae
Gene: DGCR2
Product: DiGeorge syndrome critical region gene 2
Exons: 10
Coding region: 260-1897 (545 amino acids)
Cellular component (GO): membrane
Molecular function (GO): protein binding
Source: RefSeq, a predicted model, not a curated record
CGGAGCAGGACGGCCGCCAUCUUGCGCAGAGCCGGAGUCGGAGCCCAAGACAGGCCGGGAGUGCGCGCGAUUCCGCGGCGCGCUGUAGCCGCAGCGUCGCCGGAGCCUUCUCCUGCCGCCCUUCCGCGCCCGGCCCCCAGCCCUCAGCCGGCCCGGUCCCCUGACCCUCAGCCCGGCCCUCCCCUGACCCUCUGCCCGGCCCGGUCCGGCCUCCCCGCGGGGUCACGCGGCCGCCCCGGGGACGAUGAACGGAGGAUAAAUGGUGCCCAAGGCAGACAGCGGUGCCUUCUUGCUGCUCUUCCUGCUGGUGCUCACCGUCACCGAGCCGCUGCGGCCAGAGCUGCAGUGCAACCCUGGGCAGUUUGCCUGUCGCAGCGGCCCCAUCCAGUGCAUCCCCCUGCCCUGGCAGUGUGACGGCUGGGUGACUUGUGAGGAUGAGAGCGACGAAGCCGACUGUCCAGAAGUGACUGGGGAAUCGCGUCCUUACCAUGGGAAGGAGGCUGUGGAUCCGCGGCCGGGGCGGGCCCGAGGCAGCGACCCCAAGCACUUCCAUGCAGUGAAUGUGGCGCAGCCCGUGCGCUUUAGCAGGAAGUGCCCAACAGGAUGGCACCACUAUGAAGGCACAGCCAGCUGCUACCGGGUCUACCUGAGUGGAGAGAACUACUGGGAUGCCGCACAGACCUGCCAGCGUGUGAAUGGCUCCCUUGCCACCUUCUCCACUGACCAGGAGCUGCGCUUCGUCCUGGCCCAGGAAUGGGACCAGCCGGAGCGGAGCUUCGCUUGGCAGGACCAGCACAAGCUGUGGGUUGGCUACCAGUAUGUCAUCGCCAGCCGGAACCACUCCCUAGAAGGUCGCUGGGAGGUAGCGUUCAAGGGUUCCUCCGAGGUGUUCCUGCCCCCAGACCCCAUCUUUGCCUCAGCCGUGUCGGAAAGUGACAGUGUCUUCUGUGCUCAGCUCCAGUGUUUUCACUUCCCCACCCUCCGACACCACGACCUGCACAGCUGGCAUGCAGAGAACUGCUACGAGAAGUCUUCAUUUCUCUGUAAAAGAAGUCAAACAUGCGUUGACAUCAAGGACAAUGUGGUGGAUGAAGGGUUCUACUUCACCCCCAAAGGAGACGAUCCAUGCCUGAGCUGCACCUGCCAUGGUGGGGAGCCUGAGAUGUGUGUGGCUGCCCUCUGUGAGAGGCCCCAGGGCUGCCAGCAAUACCGCAAGGACCCCAAGGAAUGCUGCAAGUUCAUGUGCCUGGACCCAGAUGGCAACAGCCUGUUUGACUCCAUGGCCAGUGGGAUGCGUCUGAUCGUUAGCUGCAUCUCCUCCUUCCUCAUCCUGUCACUGCUCCUUUUCAUGGUCCAUCGGCUUCGCCAGAGGCGACGGGAGCGCAUUGAGUCCCUGAUUGGAGCCAACUUACACCACUUCAACCUUGGCCGGAGGAUCCCUGGCUUUGAUUAUGGCCCAGACGGGUUCGGCACUGGCCUCACUCCACUACACCUUUCUGACGACGGGGAGGGCGGCACGUUCCACUUCCAUGACCCUCCACCUCCCUACACCGCAUACAAGUACCCAGACAUCGACCAGCCUGAUGAUCCGCCGCCUCCCUAUGAGGCCUCCAUCAACCCUGACAGCGUGUUCUACGACCCCGCAGACGAUGAUGCCUUUGAGCCAGCAGACGCCAGGCCGCCAACCCCGGGGGAUGGUGGCGGUGAAGGUGCAUCUCCCCGGUGCCUGGAGCACCCUCUGCCUGCCGCAGAGGCCUCUCUGGCAGAUCUGGAAGACUCUGCCGACAGCAGCAGUGCCCUGCUUGUGCCCCCUGACCCUGGCCCGGGAGGCACCCCCACAGAGGUACUGCCAGGGGGUGGCCGCCACAGCCGCAGUUCCCUCAGUACCGUGGUGUAGAGGACGGCCCAGCCCACGGCCCCGACGGCCAGAGAGCACCUGUUUGCUGUCGAGAAACAUUGAUCCCCGUGGGAGAUUCACAGGGCCCAAGUGAGCCUGGACCCAGCUGCACUGCCAGUGUGCACGUGCACAGACCCCACUGACCUCCCGAGGGAGCAGACACUGGGCACCAGGUCUCGAGGGCUCCAAGAACAUGCACAGCUUUGGGUCCCUGACUUUUUCUUUUCAAGUGGCAGAAGAAUGAUGAAGUUAGUUCAGACCACACGUUUCAGAAGUAGGGAACAAAGAAUGCACCGGGCGUGUGGGCAGAGGCCAGACCACAUCUGGCUUUGGUGGGCUCGCUUGCCGGAGCAUGCCGCCCAGGGGAGCCUGCCAAACCGCCUCUGAGCCCGGGGGCCACCAGGGGGCAGGAUGGGUGUUUCCAGGCAUGGCUAUGUUUGUGGACUCUCAGUAUUGUCUGGGCACUUGGUCUGCCACAGGGUGGACAGCCUUGGGGGUUACUACAGCGACUGCUCCAAGGGUCCCCACCACCCCCUCCCCCCCCAGCUGUGAACAUCAAGGUGACCCUGCCCCAGGCUGGGGGCUGGCCUGGGCCUCUGGUGCCCGAGGCCCUGAGAGGGGGUCUUGGAAGGUUGAACUCUUCACUCUGUCUUUCCAGCUGGGCUCUGUGAACCCCAGUUCUGGGCCAGGAGGUCCUGGCCCCACCUUCUCAUUUUUGUCCCCAGCAUUGCUGUGCAUGGCUCCCCCAGGAGGCAGCCCUGGAUUUGGGCCAAGGCCCUUCACGCAUGAGUGUUCUGGCCCCAGAUCCUCCAUUGGGGGUUGGCUGGCUCCUAUCUGCUACUCUCUGGAGCCCCCACUCCUAUUGAAUUUGCCCCUGGGCCUUGCCUGCCCCCCACCCCAUCUUGUUUGUGCCAUAAAGGGUUGUUUCUUUGGGGGAGGGGUGUUUGAAAUUAAUGCCCUGGGCUGUAUCCAUCUCUUGAAAGUCCACUUGCACACCACCACCACUGGAGCCGAGUGCUCAGUGGCCGCAUGCCACCUUCCCAUGCUCCUCAGCAGCUUGGGGUGCUGGGUACCCUGCCCAGGGGCCUUUUGGCCAAGGGACCCUGUUGCCUGCUCCUGGGCAGUGGUCAUGUCUCCUGACACGGGGCUUUUAGCAUUUCUGAGGUUUGGAGAUUAAGCGGGUUCUGUGCGAUUUUUAGCACAUCCAUAUCUUUUCUACGUUGUAUGUCUGUACCUUUUCUUUUUGUGUGUGCGUGUAUGUCUGUGUGUGUGUGUGUGUGUGUGUGUGCGCGCGUAUGUGUCCAAGUUUUUGCAGGUGGCGGUACACCGGAACUCGGCAUGGGGCCCCACUCUCCUCGGCCUGCUGUGACGUCGUGGUUGGUACUGAGGCAUGGCCAGGUCUGUACCUCUGCCCCUUGGCUCAGAGCAUCCUGGAGCCCUGCUCCUGGUCCCCUUUGUAGCCUUUCCAGACGAGUGUGCAAUGACAGGAGGGUUGACUAGAAGUGAGUGCUGCUGUGGUGCUUUGUGGUGACAGACCCCGGUGGCACAGUGCAGUCCAGGCGUGUUCUCACACUCUCCCAUUGGAAACCUGUUGAACUCUUCCAGUAUGGAAUGAGAUUUUUGAAUUGCCCUACAGAACUGGCCAGAGGUAUGAAUUUUGAACUGCCUGUCCGGGCUCACAAGAUCCAGAGUGCUGGAGGCAGGCCUCAGGCAGGCAGGCUAUAUGCCGAGGAAGCCUGAGCUCCCCUUGCCAAAGGGCUGAUACUUCAAGAGAGGCGUCCUGGGUACAUGUUUCCCACACUGGCCGCUGAAGACAAAGCAGGAAGGUUGUUGUGCCUCCAGCAUGCUGGGCUCAGGGCAGCUGAGGUCUAGAGCAGCAUUCACGGGUCUUACAGGAGCCAGGUGAGUGUCCUGAGCGUGUCUGCUUUGGAGUGACCACCCUGGCGGAGCCCAUAGGGGCUUGACCUCUAUGGCUGAGAGUCCUUCACAACUCCCAUGUGUCUGGCUCAUGCCUCAGAACCAUAUAUAGAGGGCAGGGGGGUUGGCACAAGAUGCAUGGGGACUGGGAAACCCUUUGGGGACGAAGGACUGCUGGGGCCAAUCAGGCAUGCAGGAGGCAUUGAGCAGGGAGUGGCCUGAAACGGUGGACCUGCUUCUGGACUGGCCAGGACUCUGUCCCCGCACCAGGGUGCUCAGCCCACUGGUGUCCUUGGGCUGGGCAGAAGGCCUGCGUGCAGUGCUGCUCCAGACCCCUGCCUACUAUGUCUGCAAGAGUUGGUGCCCAGGAGUUGAUCUCUGCUGGAGGGGAACAAAGGGGGAGUCAGUGUCUGUCUGGCUGUCCUCAGCCUCCUGUCCUGUUGCCACCCUUUGUAAGAUCGGACUGCUCCAUGGUCCAACAAAGAAUCCAGAGGCCAACCCUAGCUACGACUCUUGUGCUUCUGUGAGAGACUGGGUCCCCAGAGGUACAGCCUUCCCCCGCAGGAUCCUACUUACCUUGUGGAGGAAGGAGUCAAUACUGUACAUUGUCUCAAUGCCUGUUUUUAAUGUUUUCCUUUCACUAAGGGUUUUUAGUUUGGGUUUAUUUUUGGUUGGGUUGGCACUAAUCCUUUUCUUAAGAUGCUGUGAGAACCAUUUCAUUCAAAUGCCAAAUAAAUUUGUGUUCUGGAAGAA